AUGCCCCGCGGCCGCCUGGCGCUGCUGGCCCUGGGCGCCGUGCUGGUCUGUGUCCCGCUCCUGCUGCUGCCCGCCGCCCGCCGCCACGGCCCGGCCCGACUCCCGGCCAACGCCACGGUGCGGGCGGGAGUGACGCCGGGUGACCCCGCCGUCGCCUAUAGGGAGGCCGCCGCGCCGCGAUUCCCGGCAUCCAGCAGGCCCGACGUACUGCUGCUGCACGGCCAGGCUUUCACUUCCGGCACGUGGCAGGCCCUGGGCACGCUGUCGCUGCUCGCCGCCGAAGGACACCGCGCCGUCGCCAUCGAUCUGCCCGGCUAUGGGGAUUCACCCGCCGCAGGCUCAGUGGCCACGCAGUGGGGUCGGGCAGCCUUCCUGCAGCGUGUCGUGCGGCAGCUGGGCCUGCAGAGACCGGUCCUCAUCAGCCCAUCCAUGAGCGGCCGCUUUGCCCUGCCCUUCCUCUUGGCACAUGGUGAGCAGCUGUCCGGCUUCGUGCCCAUCGCACCCGUGGGCACGCGGGAAUACAGCGCCGUGCAGUACCAGCAGGUCCAGACGCCCACCCUGAUCCUGUAUGGUGAGCGUGACACCGGCCUGGGCCAGCAGGCCCUGCAGAGCCUCCAGCAUCUCCCCAAGCACCGCGUGGUUGUGCUGCCUGGUGCUGGCCAUGCCUGCUACAUGGACAAGCCGGACGACUUCCACCGGGCCCUGCUUGGCUUCCUGGGCCAGCUGCAAUGAUCUGGGUGCUGCUGCACUGAGCAGAGGGCAGUGGGGCCUUGGCUUUGCCCCUGUGCCUCGCUGGGAGGUGGGGAGGUGGUGUGGGGCUGGGGGUGAAUCGCCAGCAGUGCCCUCCUGCAGCAUCGCCUCUCCCUCUUGUGGUUGGGAGCAGAGGUUCCAUGCUCAUCGAACUGUGGAAUCAUGGAAUAUCCCAAGUUGGAAGAGGUGCUGGCUCCACACAGAACCACACAAAAACACUGAGAGUGAUGUCCAAACGCCCUCUGAGCAGCAGCUUGGGGCUGUGCCUACUGCCUUGGGGGAGAGGGGGCUGUUCUGUGCCCACCCAGGGCCCCCUGGUACCUUCACUGAAUUUCAGAAUGAUGUUCUGGCAGGGCAACCCUGGUGCCAGCGCUCUGGGCACGGUGCUGCGAUGCUGGCGGGGGAGGGGGGCCGCGAGCUGGAAGGAAGGAUCUGCGAGCCGCCUGUCCCGAGGCCAAUAAACACGUCGCGCUCCGGUC
Centrocercus urophasianus (Greater sage-grouse) is the source of this 1229-nucleotide messenger RNA. RefSeq names its product abhydrolase domain containing 14A (gene ABHD14A). The coding region runs from base 1 to 732 and encodes 243 amino acids. Lineage: Eukaryota; Metazoa; Chordata; Aves; Galliformes; Phasianidae. The transcript is spliced from 4 exons. The record is from RefSeq and is a predicted model, not a curated record. Gene Ontology annotation, cellular component: cytoplasm.